Messenger RNA from Penicillium brasilianum, 1755 nucleotides. Lineage: Eukaryota; Fungi; Ascomycota; Eurotiomycetes; Eurotiales; Aspergillaceae. The record is from the annotation of a GenBank genome assembly.
AUGGCAUCUAAAAUCCAAGCCAUUCUUGCCUUGGACUUUGGUACGACCUAUUCCGGUGUGGCAUGGGCUCAAGUAUCCAAUGGGCCUUUUUCUCACUUCUUUUCCACCGAGCCUGAAUCUCAUUACCUUAUCAACGAAUGGCCGGUCACUGUGUCCGGUUCCAUUGGAGGCAUGACCAGUGAGAAAGUGCCCACCGAGAUAGCAUUCACCUAUGAAAGAGGCUCACCAAACCCGAUUUGGGGCUUUCAAAUCCCCGAGGUCAUGCCCCGUCUCCAAUGGUUCAAGCUCGGAUUGGAUCCUGACCAAAAGGCUCACGUCAUGCCCGCCCUGGCUAUCAACCACAAGGACUGGCGGAAAAUGGAUUAUCCUCAUCAUGCAACGCCAGAGACUGUGACUACGGAUUAUCUUCGUGCAUUGUCUAAUCAUGUAAAGACUGUUCUGAAGGCACAGCUGGGGGCGGCAUUCGAUUCAAUGUCCUUUAGCUAUAUCAUUACUGUGCCGGCAAUGUGGUCUGAGAAAGCCAAGGCGGAGCUUAGACGAUGUGCAGGAAAUGCCGGACUUGGGGACUAUUCAAGCAUUAACGUCGUCUCCGAGCCGGAGGCUGCAGCUAUUCAUGCCCUCCGAGCAAGUAACCCAACCAACCUCAAAAAGGGUGACACCGUGCUUCUGAUUGACGCAGGAGGGGGCACGGUCGACAUGAUCACUUUCAAAAUCCAGCAGCUUUCACCCACUUUGAAACUCCGCGAAGCAGCUGCUGGCACCGGUGCAUACUGCGGAAGCACGUAUCUCAACAGGCGGUUUGAGGAUUUUCUUCGGGAAAGACUGGAGAAUUGCCCUUCUUGGGACAAGGACACCCUCGAGCAGGCCAUGAUGCGAUUCGAAGCAUGCGCCAAGCGAAGCUUUACUGGUGGCACUGCCGACGAUUUUUUCUUUCCAGUUCCCGGAAUUCCUGAAGACAAAGAUCUUCACGUUCGACAGGGCUUGCUACGUGUCUCAGGGGAAGAAAUGCGUGACAUCUUCGUCCCGGUACUCGAUAUGAUCGUGCAGCUUGCAUUACAACAAUUUCAAUCAUCCAAAAGACCCGUCACGACUGUGCUCAUUGUUGGUGGAUUUGGGCAGAAUCAAUUCCUUCGACUUUAUCUCCGUGAUAAUGUCCCCUCUAGUGCGACAGUUCUCGCUCCUCCUGACGGCUGGACCGCUGUGGUCAGAGGGGCCCUGGCAAAGAUGCUCUCCAAUCUCUCCUCGCUGGCUCCUCAGGUCAGCAUAGAUACUCGUAUUGCACGCAAAUAUUACGGCUUCGAGAUAAGGGUUCCCUUCAACCCUGUUGUGCACGACGAGAGCCGAAAGUAUAUGGAUGCGUUCUACGGCAAAUACUACAUCAAUGUGAUGCAUUGGUUUAUUUGCAAGGGGGACGAGAUUGAUGAGACGAGGCCCAUCAUAACUAAAUGGUCCAUGCAACAACUCAAAUCAGAGGGUAGACCAAAGGACUACUGUAAAGAGUUCUAUGAAUACGAUGGUCCUGAUGAUGUUCAGGUGCCUCUCUACUUCAGCGACGACAUGCAGCUGCAUGCCAGGCUUGAUGCAACCUUUAUUCCGGAAAUCCGUCGCGAAAUUCCCAUUCAGCGUGGUCAAGACGGGAAUGACUAUUAUGUGACGAAAUUCCAGUACCAUGCACACUACUUCUCGGCACAUUGUGAGGUCUCUCUGUGGUUCCAGGGACAGCACCAUGGCGCCGUUCAAAUCACUUAUAUUUGA